AUGGCAGCCCGCCAAGCGUUGACGCAGGACGACCUCUGCCGGCUGGUGUGCAGCUACCAGGCUGGCGUCUUCUUUGACGUGCGUCCGCGCUUCUGUGCCUACCACAACUCUGUGCUGUACGAAGCCGCUGCGGACGAAGACGAAGAGGCCGAGUACGUCGUCGACGACGGCUUUGCCACGAGCGCCAAACACCUCGUUCGGGAUGUUUCGGGCCAAGACAGUAUUGCAUCAAGCGAUUUGGGCCUCGCUGUUGACGAAGGGCCGGACGAUCGCUUCCCGCUGCACCUCGCCAUCGCCGAAGGGGCCCAAAGCGACGCGCUUCGCAUCCUCGCGUGCCGUCCGGACCUCGCCAGCGAAGAAGCCAUUGACGUGGCCAUCUUGCACAACCACAUUCCGCUCGCGCAAUGCCUCAUUGACGUCAAGAUGCAAUGGCCAGGCCUCGCUUGUCGCCGUUUCCCGAGGGGCUGGAGUCACCUCGAAAAGGUCGGGCGGUCGCUCAUCUACAGCGUCGUCGCGCGCGAUUCACCCGAGGCCUUUGACUUUCUUGUCGCGUACCAAGGCACUCUCAAGUGGCCCGAUGACCUCCUCAACCAUGCGAUUCGGUACAGCGCACCGGUGCUCGCUGCCAUCUUGUAUGCGAGCGACCCGGGCCUCGCCGACGAUCGCACGUUUGACGCUGCGGCAGCCAAGGGCUACUUGUCCUUGGUGCAGCAGCUCCACGCAGCUGGCGUCGCGUGCUCGACCAAGGCGAUGGACGAAGCAGCGAAGCAUGGCUUCUUGGACGUUGUGCGUUUCUUGCACGAGCAUCGGACGGAAGGCUGCACCGACGCGGCGCUCCGGGGCGCGAGCGAGGCUGGUCAUUUGGACGUCGUGCGCUUCUUGGUCGAUUUUCGAGCGGAAGGUGAUCUCAGCGCUGCGUUUGUAGCUGCCGCCAAAGCAGGUCACUUGCAUGUCGUCGAGUACCUUGGAGGCGUUCGCGACGGCUGCGUCCAUUUGAAAACCACGCGAGAGACGCGCUUUGGCCUUGUCGCAGAUGUGCUAGCGACUGGUGGCUUUGACGUCUUGCUCUACUUGUCGCAGUACGACCGCAUCUACCACCUACCCCGCGACUGCGACGACAUUACGGCGCUCCUCCAGAGUAAGGACCCGAUCGCCGCCGUUCGCUACAUCGUUGAGCGUGGCGUCCAGUGGAGAGCGGCUUGGAUGGACAAGGCGUGUGGCAUGGGCCACUGGGACCUCGUUCAAUUCUUCCACACGUACUCCCCCGCCAAGUGCACGGCCGACGCGUUGCAGAAGGCGGUGGCGUCGGGCGAUUUGGACAUUGCAGCCUUCCUCAUGGACCACUGCGACCGCGAUGGCUCGGCAGACGCGUUCACAAAGGCCAUCGAGACCGACAACGCACGCAUGCUCGAGUGUCUCUGGGACCGGUACCCGAAAUACCGCGGCGAGCAUUUGCUCCAAGCAGCGCACAGGAGCGGACGUGAAGCAUGCAUGGCAUUUCUACGCCAGCGCUACGAUGACGAUACUAGCGACAAGGAACCAGUGUAA
Molecule: messenger RNA, 1548 nt
Organism: Saprolegnia diclina VS20
Lineage: Eukaryota; Oomycota; Saprolegniomycetes; Saprolegniales; Saprolegniaceae
Exons: 1
Coding region: 1-1548 (515 amino acids)
Molecular function (GO): protein binding
Source: RefSeq, a predicted model, not a curated record